This is a messenger RNA of Lemur catta (Ring-tailed lemur), 2282 nucleotides long. It is a transcript of the gene MPO, whose product is annotated as myeloperoxidase. NCBI's taxonomy places the organism in Eukaryota, Metazoa, Chordata, Mammalia, Primates, Lemuridae. Gene Ontology annotation, molecular function: peroxidase activity; heme binding. The coding region runs from base 16 to 2184 and encodes 722 amino acids. The record is from RefSeq and is a predicted model, not a curated record. Gene Ontology annotation, biological process: response to oxidative stress. The transcript has 14 exons.
UAAGAGGAGUUGCCAAUGUCAGAGAUGAAGCUGCUCCUGGCCCUAGCAGGGCUCCUGGCCAUUCUGGCCAUGCCCCAGCCCUCUGAGGGUGCUGCUCCAGCUGUCCCAGGGGAGGUGGAGACCUCGGUGGUGCUGACCUGCAUGGAGGAGGCCAAGCGGCUAGUGGACAAGGCCUACAAGGAGCGGCGGGAAAGCAUCAGGCAGCGGCUUCGCAGUGGCUCGGCCAGCCCCAUGGAACUGCUGUCCUACUUCAAGCAGCCUGUGGCAGCCACCAGGACUGCAGUGAGGGCUGCUGACUACCUGCACGUGGCUCUGGGCCUGCUGGAGAGGAAGCUGCGGUCCCGAUGGCGGGGGCCCUUCAAUGUCACUGAUGUGCUGACGCCCGCCCAGCUGACCCUGCUGUCCAAGUCAAGCGGCUGCGCCUACCAGGACUUGGGGAUGACGUGCCCCGACAACGACAAGUACCGCACCAUCACCGGGCAUUGCAACAACAGACGCAGCACCACGCUGGGGGCCUCCAACCGCGCCUUUGUGCGCUGGCUGCCUGCGGAGUACGAGGAUGGCGUCUCUCUGCCCUUCGGCUGGACCCCUGGGGUCAAGCGAAACGGCUUCGCGGUGCCCCUGGCUCGCGCCGUCUCCAACGAGAUCGUGCGCUUCCCCACGGAGGAGCUGACCCCGGACCAGGAGCGCUCGCUCAUGUUCAUGCAGUGGGGCCAGCUCAUCGACCACGACCUCGAUUUCACCCCCGAGCCGGCCGCCCGCGCCUCCUUCCUCACGGGCCUCAACUGCGAGACCAGCUGCCUGCAGCAGCCGCCCUGCUUCCCGCUCAAGAUCCCACCCAACGACCCCCGCAUCAAGAACCAACAAGACUGUAUCCCCUUCUUCCGCUCCUGCCCGGCCUGCACCGGGAGCAACAUCACCAUCCGCAAUCAGAUCAACGCCCUCACCUCCUUCGUUGACGCCAGCAUGGUGUACGGCAGUGAGGACCCCCUGGCCAACAAGCUGCGCAACAACAGCAACCAGCUGGGGCUGCUGGCCGUCAACACCGACUUCAGUGACAACGGCCGGGCCCUGCUGCCCUUUGACAGCCUGCACGACGACCCCUGUCUCCUCACCAACCGCUCUGUGCGCAUCCGCUGCUUCCUGGCAGGGGACACCCGCUCCAGUGAGAUGCCCGAGCUCACCUCCAUGCACACCCUCUUUCUGCGGGAGCACAACCGGCUGGCCACACAGCUCAAGCGCCUGAACCCCAGCUGGAGUGGAGAGACGCUCUACCAGGAGGCCCGCAAGAUCGUGGGAGCCAUGGUCCAGAUUAUCACUUACCGGGACUACCUGCCCCUGGUGUUGGGGCCAGCGGCCAUGAGGAAGUACCUGCCCAGGUAUCGUGGCUACAAUGACUCAGUGGACCCGCGCAUCUCCAAUGUCUUCACCAAUGCCUUCCGCUAUGGCCACACCCUCAUCCAACCGUUCAUGUUCCGCCUGGACAAUCAGUACCGGCCCGUGGCGAUAAACCCCCGUGUCCCACUCAGCAGGGUCUUUUUUGCCACCUGGAGGGUAGUGCUGGAAGGUGGCAUUGACCCCAUCCUCCGGGGCCUCAUGGCCACGCCUGCCAAACUGAAUCGCCAGAACCAAAUCGUGGUGGAUGAGAUCCGGGAGCGAUUGUUUGAGCAGGUCAUGAGGAUCGGGCUGGACCUGCCUGCUCUGAACAUGCAGCGCAGCCGGGACCACGGCCUCCCAGGGUACAAUGCCUGGCGGCGCUUCUGCGGGCUCCCGCAGCCCAACACGGUGGGCGAGCUGGGCACGGUGCUGAAGAACUUGGAACUGGCGAUGAAGCUGAUGGAGCAGUACGGCACGCCCAACAACAUUGACAUCUGGAUGGGCGGCGUGGCCGAGCCCCUGGAGAACAAAGGCCGCGUGGGCCCCCUCCUGGCCUGCCUCAUCGGCACCCAGUUCAGGAAGCUCCGGGACGGUGAUCGGUUUUGGUGGGAGAACAAGGGCGUGUUCACCACAACGCAGCAGCAGGCCCUGGGCAAGAUCUCCUUGCCUCGCAUCAUCUGCGACAACACGGGCAUCACCACCGUGUCCAAGAACAACAUCUUCAUGUCCAACUCCUUUCCCCGGGACUUUGUCAACUGCAGCACACUUCCUCCGUUGGACCUGGCUGCCUGGAGGGAAAAGGCCUAGGGGCUGGGCGUCCUCCUGAAGAGGAACUGGGCCCAGUGGCCUUUUUGUACCAUUUGUUUGCCCUGAUGUUUAUGGUAAUAAAGCACCUCGGAUGGGGA